Molecule: messenger RNA, 1323 nt
Organism: Zonotrichia leucophrys gambelii
Lineage: Eukaryota; Metazoa; Chordata; Aves; Passeriformes; Passerellidae
Product: serine/threonine-protein kinase pim-1-like
Exons: 7
Coding region: 1-1323 (440 amino acids)
Biological process (GO): protein autophosphorylation
Cellular component (GO): cytoplasm
Molecular function (GO): protein serine/threonine kinase activity; ATP binding
Source: RefSeq, a predicted model, not a curated record
AUGGCACAGCAGGGGAGAGCCAUCCGCGCAGGAACCUCAGGCUGUCAGAGACCCUGCAUCCUGCCGGGAGCCUCUGCUAUCUCUGACAGCCUCCAUCCCUGGCAGAGGCUCACUGAGACCUGUCAGCCUGCAGAAGGUGCAGGGCCCAUAGACAGGUCUCCCAGCUCCCUUGGACUCACGGGCAUCAACAACGCGGGCACAGCCCUGACCCCUGACGUGGCCAGGGAAAGCCCAGAAGUCCAAAUGGGAGCCCAGCCUGAUCCAGAGGAGCCUUCUCGGGAGAAGCUGGCCGAGCACUGCUCCUGGCACCUCCCUGGGAGAAGAAGCCUCGGGCUGCAGCCCCGGCCGCGGUCAAGGGCAGAGUGCAGCCCACGAGGCCGGGGCCAGCGACGGUGCCGCCGUGCCCCGCUGCCCCGGGGCUCCUGCGGCCCCCUUGCGCGCUGCCCGGGCCCGGCUCUGCCGCUCGCCAGCCCGGCGGCUGCGGGGCAGGGGCCGCUGCCCGGCGCGCAGCAGGGAGCGGGGCAAAGGAAGGAGCUGCAGCAGCUGUACCAGCUGGGCCCGCGGCUGGGCAGCGGUGGCUUCGGCACCGUUUUCUCGGGCAUCCGCCUCUCCGACGGGAGCCCGGUGGCCAUCAAACGCGUGGCCCGGGAGAGCGUCCUGCAGUGGGACGAGCUGCCCGACGGCACCCGCGUGCCCAUGGAGGUCGUGCUGAUGGAGAACGUGGGCUCCAGCUGCUACAACAUCAUCCAGCUCCUCGACUGGUUCGAGCUGCCUGACAGCUUCGUGCUGGUGCUAGAGCGUCCGGAGGCAUGGCAGGAUCUCCUGCAGUUCCUGCUGGAGCAGGGGUUCCUGUGCGAGGAGAUGGCGCGCUGGCUUUUCGUUCAGGUGCUGGAGGCCGUGCGGCACUGCACCGCCUGCGGCGUCCUGCACCGGGACAUCAAGCCAGAGAACGUCCUCGUGGACCCGGAGAGCGGCGACCUGAAGCUCAUCGACUUCGGUUGCAGCACCUUCCUCCAGGAGCGGGCCUACACGCGGUUUGCCGGAACGCACGCCUGCAGCCCGCCCGAGUGGGUCUGCCUUGGCUGCUACGACGGCCGUGAGGCCACUGUCUGGUCCCUGGGCGUGCUGCUGUACGUCAUGGUCUGCGGGAGCCUCCCCUUCGAGGACGACCAUGCCAUCGUGCUGGGGCAGCCCUUCUUCUGGCAGCAGGUCUCUCCAGAGCGCCAGCACCUGAUCCGCUGGUGCUUGGCCAAGCACCCCGCUUACAGGCCGCACCUGGAGGAGAUCUUGUGCCACCCUUGGGUGCAGGGCAGGCGCUUUUGA